GAAAACAUAUAAUCUGAAACUAUAUAAAAAAUUCAUUUUUUUAUUUUUAUUUUAUUUGUUUUUAUUUAUUUUUGUUUGUUUAUUUAAUUUUAAAUCAAGGGUAUUAGAGAUAUUUUAUCCUUUAAUAAAUGUCAUUUUUGUUACUUUCUCUUUUUAAUGCUAUUUUUGAGGUAAAAACUCAAAAUGUGUUAUUAUUGACAAUUGCCCAUAAAUCUAUGAGGAUUAAUAUAAUCAAAGGAGGUGGAUUCACCAUUUACUAUUUAUGACAUAUAACAAAUAUAUACAAACUCUAUGUAUACUAAGAUACAAAGACAGACUAAAAUACAAAACACAUUUGCUAAAUUAUAAUUAAGAAAACACUAUGACAUUAUUCUACAUAAGUAAACAUUAUACAUAAGUAAAUGAAGCUUAACGACCAAAAGAAGAAAACAAGUUCUAACAUAUUUCCAUCUUCUUUAGCUGAAUAACUUUUUUUCAGGUUUAUCAUUUAUGUAACACUAUUUUAAAAUAACAUAAUUUUUUUGUUACUUUAAUCUAUAAAUUAAAAAGUAAUAUCGUUCAGAAAAUAGCGUAGAAAAGAAUUGAAAUAUUAGAAUAAAACUGGAGAAAACUAAAACUUUGAGAAUAUAAAUACAACUAAAUUAAAAUUAAAACCAAACAAUUAAUAUAUCAAUUAAAAAUAAAAGUUUAACAAAUUAAAGUAUGUAAUCCGCGCGUAGCUGAAUAAGGGCUCCUCUCAUGCUGUCCACGUCUUCAAUUAUAAUCAACCAAUAGAAAAUCACUGUUCAGCCACGUCAUUUUGUUUCUAUCAGGCUUAAAAUUCACAAUUUCUCUAUUGGACUUUCCCUCAUCUGUGGCCCAGUCAAUAUCACAAAAUAAAACCCUAAUACCCAUCUGUAUCGACGUUCUUCUUCGUCUUCUCCGUUUCCUCAUCAUCCAAACUCCAUUACUGACCCUAACUGCUAUCAAUCAAUCUUCUUCACUACCCUCUUAAUUAAUUCGUUUCAUCUCCUUAUAUUUAUCCUUCUUUAUAAACCAUUUCGUCUUCAAUGGCUUCCAUUCAGUCUCGAAAUUCUCCUCCUCUCAAGAAGUUGCAGCUAUGGCUACGAAACCAAACGGCAAGUCUAUUGUCUCCACCGGAAAGUCCCCAGUUGCCAUGUACUUUAACGAUAUCUCACCAGGUCCACAUGAAUCCGAAUUACGGUUCUGGCUGAUACAUUUCUGGGAGGCUAGAAACAUAGCAAAAGCAAAAACUCUUAUUGGUCUGGAAAAUCUCAUGAUCGAUGAACAGGGAACUGUGAUGCAAGGGUUCAUACCAGCAAGCCGUGUUCAACAAUACUUGCGUGACCUCAAACCAGGCACCAUUUACAAACUCUUCAAUUUCUUUGGUUCUAAAAGCAAAGAGGUCUAUCGGGUUGCUGAUCACAGUGUUGACCGUUUCAUUCUCAUACAAGCAUGCUCUGUCUGUUCUUGACGACAAUCCCCUCCUUAUCGACGAAGACCGGUUCUGGUUCCAUUCACACGAGGAUUUUGAAGCUAAUUGUGACCUCAAAGGUGACCUCUACGGUAAGCCGUCGAUCUAAUAUUUCAUAUCAUAUUAUCUCUGAGCUGUAUUGUUUUAUGAUCGGAUGUAGUAUUUAGCUUUUGUUCCUGCAUUCAAAUAAAGUAAUUAGUUCAAUACAAAAAUCUCGAAUGAAAGCAACCGUCUCAAAUUUCUUAAAUAAAGUAGUAAGUUCAACUUUUAAAAGUUUGGGUUUCUCUUUAUACUGAAAAGGAGCGACCUGUCGAUGACUGAAUAAUGGGUUUGUGAAGUUUAGUAUAACAAUUUAUUAACCCUCGACCUUGGCUUUUGUUGGUGAUACAAUAUUAUACUUUUUAAUUUUUGGCCAUCUAACUUAUACUUUUGCUGAACCAUU
Molecule: messenger RNA, 1916 nt
Organism: Brassica rapa (field mustard)
Lineage: Eukaryota; Viridiplantae; Streptophyta; Magnoliopsida; Brassicales; Brassicaceae
Source: RefSeq, a predicted model, not a curated record